AUGGGCUACUACUCUUACAACUCCCCUCCUCCACCAUCACCAUCACCACCACCACCAUGUCCACCGCCACCUCAAUAUGGUUAUCAAAAAGCACCCCCACCGCCACAAAAAGAUACUUAUUCUUCUCCAAAACCAUCAUAUCCUCCAAAGUCAUCACCUCCAAAACCUUCAUACCCACCAAAGUCAUCACCUCCAAAACCAUCAUACCCACCAAAAUCAUCACCUCCAAAACCAUCAUACCCACCAAAAUCAUCACCUCCAAAAUCUUCAUAUUCACCAAAGUCAUCACCUCCUAAUAAUGCCUCACCACCAAAUAAUUCUGCAUACCCACCAAAGCCAAGCAAGACUACUCCACCGGCUCAACCACCAAAACCUCAUUAUCCCUCUAAGCCAGAAAAGAACUCUCCUUCAGCUCAACCACCAAAACCCUAUUCGAAACCUCCCUCAACCACACCUUACCCCGGAUCACCGCUAGCCCAGCCGCCCACCUUCCACGGCUACGCGCCAGCCCCGCCCACUUUUGGAUCUCCUUCGCCUACCAUCAGUGGCAUCCCGCCUUCCUCUGACAUCUCUACGCCACCUUCGGGAGGCAACCACACAACUGUUAUAGCAGUAUGCGUGUCCCUUGGUGGUGCUUUCUUCUUGGCAUUCAUCUUGGUUGGCCUGAUUUGUCUUGCUAAGAAGAAGAAGAAGCCGGUUUUGAUUCCGGCUGCAGCUGCCUGUGCAUCAUCAUCAUCAUCAGACUCUGAUGAAGAAAGUGGCCAUGGAAGUGGAACUGCUCGUCAUGGAGCCGCCGAAGGCGCUGCAGUCGUUGGUGGAGGAGGAUCUCCAAACCGAUCAUCUGGCCAUGGUUCAGGGCAUCAACGAAGUAGUUACUAA
Molecule: messenger RNA, 879 nt
Organism: Cannabis sativa
Lineage: Eukaryota; Viridiplantae; Streptophyta; Magnoliopsida; Rosales; Cannabaceae
Product: protein TRACHEARY ELEMENT DIFFERENTIATION-RELATED 7A
Exons: 1
Coding region: 1-879 (292 amino acids)
Source: RefSeq, a predicted model, not a curated record